Pseudoliparis swirei is the source of this 4777-nucleotide messenger RNA. It is a transcript of the gene hipk1a, whose product is annotated as homeodomain interacting protein kinase 1a. Gene Ontology annotation, biological process: smoothened signaling pathway; peptidyl-serine phosphorylation; intrinsic apoptotic signaling pathway in response to DNA damage by p53 class mediator. Gene Ontology annotation, cellular component: PML body; nucleus; cytoplasm. Gene Ontology annotation, molecular function: protein tyrosine kinase activity; protein serine/threonine kinase activity; ATP binding. The record is from RefSeq and is a predicted model, not a curated record. Lineage: Eukaryota; Metazoa; Chordata; Actinopteri; Perciformes; Liparidae. The transcript has 17 exons. The coding region runs from base 334 to 3765 and encodes 1143 amino acids.
CUGGAUCACUUCGUCCGUUUACGUCCGCGUCGUCUCACCGUUACGUCUUCUCGGUAGAAAGUACGGCGAGACGACGAUGGAGCCCCGGUGCAGUCGAAAGUGACCAUUAUGAUGACGUCUGACAUGUCCGGUGACAUUAUGCACAUUGUUAUUUCUCAUGCGAUGUGACUGCGACUUCGAGUCAGAUGUGACCAGGAUGCCCGCAGCUCGCUAGCUAACGUUAGCUCUUAGCUCAGCCCUCGGUCCUCCCGCUCCGGCGGGCGGCCAACGGCUCCCGCGGAUCCGCCGCAGCGCCACACGGAGCCCGGGGAGCAGGUGACGAUGAGGCCGUAAAUGUCAGAUCGGCGUCGGUGUGUUCAGUCACCAAAUACAGACAUGGCGUCGCAGCUCCAGGUGUUCUCCUCUCCCUCCGUGUCCUCCAGUGCCUACUCUCGUUCAAAGAGGCUCAAAGUUGAGAACGCGGCCGUGGAUGGGUCCAACCAGCUGGCAGACGAUGCGUACUACCAGCAGAGCUCCACCCAGGGAGCUGCACCCUCCACUUCUGGCUCCUACUUCAACCCGGUGUACAACACCAACCAGGUGCACCCACCGACAGCCGGCUCCAGGGAGCAGACGGUGGUGCGUGCGGCAGACAGCACGGGCAGUGUUCGUGGACCUCCCUCUUCCUCGUCUUUCUCCUCCAGCCGUCGCAUCAAGGACGCAGAGUCCUCCACCCAGCCGUGCGACCUCCACCACAAGCAGUACAGCUUGAAGCGGAAGAGCGAGGAGGUGGACAGCAGCGACAGCGUCCAGAUACUGGAGGAGCUCUCGGCCCCCAUGGUCUCCAACUGCACUGGUGGCGGAGGGGGAACCACCACAGCUCAGUCCAUAGCACAGUCCACUUCUCCCACAAAGAGCAGCAACUCCCACAGCGAGGGAGACUACCAGCUGGUCCAGCAUGAGAUUCUGUGCUCGAUGUCCAACAGCUACGAGGUGCUUGAGUUCCUGGGACGCGGCACCUUCGGCCAGGUGGCAAAAUGCUGGAAGCGGGGAACCAACGAGAUAGUGGCAAUUAAGAUCUUGAAGAACCAUCCCUCUUAUGCUCGGCAAGGUCAAAUUGAAGUGAGUAUCCUAAGCAGGCUGAGCACAGAGAAUGCAGAUGAGUUCAACUUUGUCCGCUCAUACGAGUGUUUCCAGCACAAGAACCACACGUGCCUUGUGUUUGAGAUGCUGGAGCAGAACCUCUACGACUUCCUGAAGCACAGCAAGUUCAGUCCGCUGCUGCUCAAGUGCAUUCGGCCGAUUCUGCAACAGGUCGCCACGGCGCUGAUGAAGCUGAAGAGCCUCGGUUUGAUCCACGCCGACCUGAAGCCCGAAAACAUUAUGUUAGUCGACCCUUCGAGGCAGCCGUACAGAGUGAAAGUCAUCGAUUUUGGCUCCGCCAGCCACGUGUCCACAGCGGUUUGCUCCACGUACCUGCAGUCACGAUACUACAGAGCUCCAGAGAUCAUUCUGGGCCUUCCUUUCUGUGAGGCCAUCGACAUGUGGUCAUUGGGAUGUGUCAUGGCUGAGCUGUUUCUGGGAUGGCCCCUUUAUCCUGGUGCCUCCGAGUAUGAUCAGAUUCGUUACGUUUCCCAGACCCAGGGUCUUCCUGCGGAGUACCUGCUGAGUGCCGGAACCAAGACCAGCCGCUUUUUCAACCGAGCCCCCGACUCAAGCUACCCCCUCUGGAGACUCAAAACACCUGCCGAGUACGAGGCAGAGAUGGGCAUCAAGUCAAAAGAGGCACGGAAAUACAUCUUCAACUGUCUGGAUGAUAUGAUGCAGGUGAACAUGACAAACCUGGAGGGCACUGACAUCCUGGCGGAGAAGGCCGACAGGCGGGAGUUCAUAGACCUGCUGAAAAAGAUGCUGACGCUAGACGCAGACAAGCGGAUCACACCCAUGAAGACGCUCAACCACCCCUUUGUCACCAUGACACACCUGCUGCACUUCCCCCACAGCUCACAUGUGAAGUCCUGCUUCCAAAAUAUGGAUAUCUGCAAACGCAGAUGCAGCGCGUUUGAUAAUGGCAAAAAUAUAUUCGCCAGCAACAACACGCCAAGUGCAGCCACCAACCUCACUGUCACCUUCAGUAGCCAACUGAACCAGCACAAUCAGAUGGCCUCAACGGGGGGCCAGUCCCUGUCCCUGAGCAGUAACGUCCCUUUGCUGAACUACCAGCCUGGCCUCUACCAACAGGCCACCAUAAACAUCCCGGGCCUGACCCCGCUGCAGACCAGACCCACGCAGCUCUGCGCCCAGACUGAGCCCUUCCAGCAAACACUCAUAGUUUGCCCUCCCACCAUCCAGGGUCUUCAGACAUCCAAUAAGCCCUCGAGUUAUCCAGUGAGGAUGGACAACUCUGUACCCUUAGUUCCUCAGAACCAGUCAUCCCAGUCUCUUCACAUCCAGCCCGGCAUGCUGGCACAGGCCUCCCUCGGCCCCCUGCUGAUAGGCAGCCUGUACGCCUCAGUGGCGGGAAUGUCGCCUCUCGGCUCGGUCCGGUUGCCAGUUGGCUGCAAGGGUGCGAGCCUUUGUGACUUCCUGGAUCAGAAGGCCUCAAUGCCGCAGGGCUGGCCGGCUGGCACACAGCAGAUCCUCAUCCCUUCCACAUGGCAGCAGAUGCAAGGCAUGGCCAUCCACAACCCUGGGCAGGAAGUGUUGCCGGAGGCACCCAUGGGCGCCCCGGUAGCCGACAGCCAACAGGCUUCUGGCUGGAGGGGUCGUCAUGGAAGCCAAUACGAUGGCCUCAGCCAGCAGGACUCCGGUGUUGGCCGUCACGCUGCCUCCCAAGGCCACAACUCAGGAGCUGCUCACUCAAGAUCCCAACAGGGAAAGAGGUCAAAGGCUCGACAUGCCGAGAGCAAAGCCAGGCCUGUGUCGCCGGCCACCACGGCGGUCCACAACGCUUCUGCUUUUGCCGGAGACCAGUCUCAGCCCAUCGUCAUCUCGGACACGCCGAGCCCUGCCGUCAGCAUCAUCACCAUCCACAGCGACUCAGAAGACGACGAUGACCGGAAGCUCUCUGCUGCCUGCUCUGGAACGAGCCAGAGGACCAACGUGAUCAGCUGUGUGACUGUGCACGACUCCGACUCCUCCAACAGCAGCCCCCUGAGCUCCAAGACGACCUCGCAGCCCACCAAGUCGUUGGCCGUCAUCAUGCCCUCUGUGAAGAGCCAGCCGGGGGAGAGCGCAACCCACAGAGCCCCGGCAGCUCCAGAUCACGCUACAAGUGGCUCUGGGAAAGCCAAGACUCAGCAUUCCAGUCGGGCCGGAGAUUCCAACAACGAUCGCCAUCAACGGGCCGCGUCCAGCAGAUCUCAGCCUCUCAAUCUGAGUCAGGUCCAGCAGUCUGUGAUGUCAUCAUCCCACGAUCCAACAGGAAGCAGCAGUUCCCUCAGGCGACAGCCCACAUACCCCCCCCCCGUCUCGUCCCACUCGUCGUUCCGGCUGCACGAGAACACCCUGUUCAGCGCCACCCCAAACCUGUACGCCUACCCGGCCUCCGCCGCCCUGGCCUCCGUGUCUCACGCUGUGGACCAGAUGCAGGGAGGCUCGUCCCGCCACGGCAGGGAGGGCGGAGCUUACUCUUCCCUGGCGCUGCUCCAAAAGAGCGGCAGCCUGGCCCUGGGAGGCUCGACUCCGGGACAGUACGGCAACCACCACCAACAGCAGCUGGGAGGGCAGCCUUUCCACCACGCCGCUACUUACCAGCAACAACUCAACCAGUAUCCCUUCCUGUGAGAAGAACGCGGCGCGUCGACCAAAUGAAGACCGAGACUCGAGACGAGCACACGCUCAUCACGGGCAUCUGUGAUUAGGCUUUUUAACUUUCCUUUAUUGUCCAGUCCUAAUUAUUUACAACUUUCAGUGAUUAUUUUCCGGAAAAUAAUCACGUCAUGUAUUUAUAUUUUAAUAUCCAUUCCACCUUUUGGAGUGUUUUCUUUCCGCAUACAGCAGGUUAACGGCGACAAACCGCAGCCUGUACGUAUGUAAGCAGUGACACAUUUAUUGUAGUGUUGGUUCUGCGCUCCAGUACAUGAGUAUCAGCUUUAAUAUAUUUAUAUUUACACAAUCGCCUUACUUAAGUCAAUUGUUAGAAGUAAGAACUUGUAUGUUUUAAUUUCUGUGUGUCUGUGUGUUUUUUAGCGGUUUAAAAAAAAAAAAAAGUACGCUAUACUGUGUAUAAUAAUAAUGUGUCACUGUGCUCUCACUGUUUUCCAUGUUAGCUGUUUUACUGCUGGCCAUAGACCUAUUAUUAUAUUUCUAUGUUUAAUAUUGCGAUUGAGUCAGUACAUUAUUUAAAGGGGAACUGUCGUCAUUUUUAUCGUGAAAGUUAUUCUUAAGGUUGCAUGUGUCUGACUUGGAGUAACAUUCAGGAGAGGUUCGUAAAGACUGCAGCUGAUGGAUUAUUAAUGUUUAGUUACAUUUGGACAAAACACACAAAUGAAAUUGGGAAAAUGUCAAAGCUAUUGUCUUGUGAAGUGAUGUCUGAAGUAAAAGCGUGAUUGGAUAUCACACUCAUGUCAAAGCCAUUUGGAAUGCAAUUGUAAAAUUCCCAGUUAUGCAUUUGAAUUGUGAAUAACUAAAUCUGAAACGAUUUAUCAAAAAUCUGAAUUGAUGUUCAGUACAUAACUGCUUCUCAACAAAUCAUUGGUUUAGUGAAAUGUUUUUUAUUACAACCCUGCUGCAUUACAUAGAACACACAAUGAACCUUAAACCGUAUUAUAUACGCAAUAAAGAUACUCAAAACAGA